This is a messenger RNA of Schistosoma turkestanicum, 1164 nucleotides long. Lineage: Eukaryota; Metazoa; Platyhelminthes; Trematoda; Strigeidida; Schistosomatidae. The record is from the annotation of a GenBank genome assembly.
CAUUUAGGUGUUGAGAAAAUGAAGUCCUUGGCGAGGCUCACGUGUUGGUGGCCAGAGAUAAAUGCAGAUAUUUGUCGUACAGCAAACAAUUGUGUAAAGUGUCAUAAGCUGAAAAAUCAGCAUUCGAGGUUGAGUGAUUCUAUUGUCGCCACAACAUUUAAUGAGCUGGAGAGGGGAGUAGAUACCUUUCUACUGCAAUAUAGAAAUGCCAGACAUUCGGUGACGAAAGAGACUCCAUCAAAACUAUUAAAAGGAAGAAUUCUUCGGUCGAAUAUGAGAUGUUUGGAGUCUGCAGAAGUUACAUAUUAUCGUGGCAAUUAUCUUCGACCAUCCACGGGGAUCGUUCAGAAGAAUGUCGAGAAAUCUAUGGUGCGACUUCUAGAUAUCAAUGACUUAAGUACACACAAUCGACAUGUUGAUCAAAUACAAUUCCAAGAGCCAGGUGAGUCUGUUCCAAUUUCGGUUGUUAAUUCUAAUACUAAUGAGAGCAUUCUAGAUAAUACAGAGUCUUUAUCCAAUACACUGUCGGACAGACACAGGAUGAAUUUGAGAAGAAGACAUACAACUGAUUACAGACAUAUACAUUCCAAUUUAAGCGGUGGCGGAUGUGGUGUUUGAAUGAACUAGUAACUUCUUGUUGUUGUGAAAUGCUUGAUUUCGAAUUCGAAAUACAAUACAUUCGUUUGUGCAGAUAUUUAAUUCUUGAUUCAUAUACUUCUAAGCAUCACAGUGGCGUCGCGAGCAGGAUCUGUAAUGGAACAGCUAGAUAUUCAUUCUACUUCUGAAGCUUUUGAAGAUUAUUUGGAAAGGUUUGAAAUCUGGAGUAUGACCAGGAAAGAUGUCAAAGAUGAUAAAAUUGUGGCUCAUUUCCUAACAUUCAUCGGAAAAGAAGCGUACAGCUUAUUAAAAACUUUGGCAUAUCCAGAAAAACCUAUUUCACUUCCCUAUGCAAUGCUAAAGGAGUUAUUAUUGAAUCAUGUAAAGUGCCCUGGUUUUGAGUGCCGUGAAAGAGCGAAAUUUCAUAAGAUGAUUCGUCAAAAUGACCAAAAUGUUAAGGAAUUCAUUCUUGAAUUGCAGAAACAGGCUGUCAAAUGUAAUUUCGGUGAUCAACUUCAUGUGCAGCUGAGAGACCGAUUAAUUGCAGGAAUUAACAUACCUAGUUUG